Messenger RNA from Anguilla rostrata (American eel), 11703 nucleotides. It is a transcript of the gene prx, whose product is annotated as periaxin. The record is from RefSeq and is a predicted model, not a curated record. Gene Ontology annotation, cellular component: nucleus; cytoplasm. Gene Ontology annotation, molecular function: protein binding. Lineage: Eukaryota; Metazoa; Chordata; Actinopteri; Anguilliformes; Anguillidae. The coding region runs from base 398 to 9775 and encodes 3125 amino acids. The transcript is spliced from 7 exons. Gene Ontology annotation, biological process: regulation of RNA splicing; peripheral nervous system myelin maintenance.
GAGGGUACAGUCCGGGAUUAGGCUGCUGGAGACAGGGGGUCAAGGAGUGAGUGAGUGAGAGAGCGCGAGCAAGCCAGUGAGAGAGGGCGGGAAAGAGCGGUCUGGGUCUCGCUUCUCAUCUCCACCAGGGAAAGAAAGAACAGAGGGGGAAGAAGGCUCUGACUGGGAACCGGAGGAAAGUCAUGUGUUUUCCCAUAGAAGAGAACCACCCCUAAAGGACAAAAAGCGAUCCCCGCCUUCGGACAGUCCCCCGGCCGCCCCACACCCUACUCACAGAGCCACAGCGGAGGAGCAGGAGAGCCCGGAACGAAUAGUGCAGAAGGAGAAGCUGCAUGCUGAGCUGAAGCAGGUUCUGCGCCUGAAACGAAACCAGCUAAGAGAGGCGUCUGAAGGCAGCAUGGAUCCACCAACGCAGGGCACUGGAUCCCAGCAGGAACUGGUGGAGGUUGUCGUGGAGACGGAGGCGGAGGCUGGGGCCAGUGGCUACAGCGUGACAGGAGGGGGGCAGAGGGGCAUUUUUGUGAAAGAAGUGCUGAAAGACUCACUUGCAGCCAAACACCUGAGUCUGCAGAAAGGGGAUCAGUUACUGAGUGCCAGAGUGUACUUUGACAACGUGAAGUACGAGGAUGCUCUGAAGAUCCUACAAUGUGCGGAACCAUACAAGGUUUCCUUCUUACUGAAGAGGACAGUAGCAGGCACUGAUGUUGCUGUAUCUCCGGGCACUGCCAACCUUGAGCUGAAAGGACCCAAACCCAAGAUGCCUAAAAUGAGCGUCAAGAGCAUCAAGCCCUUCAAGGUGAAGAAAAAAAGAGGUGGUAGAUUUGGCUUGAAGAGACUGAAAGAAAACAAGAAAGCAAGCGCUGGAUCAGAGUUGGAGGCAGAGGGUUCCCCAGCUAAGACAGAGCUCAGUCCUGUGGAUGUGGAGUUUGCCUUCCCCAAAUUCAACAAGUUGAAGAAGGGUGGGAAGGCCUCAGCAGAAGGAGGGCUGAAACUGUCCGAGCCAGAGUUGUCAGGAGGAUUGUUAACUGCAGGCAGGAAGAAGAGGAAGAUUAGGUUCCCCAGAAUGAGGAUGAAGGAUAGUGCUGGUGUGGAUGCCUCAGAGGGGCAGGUGGAUGUUACAGUACCAGAGGGCGGGAUUAGGCUGGAAGAGCCUAUAAGCAAUGUCAAAGCCAGAGGGAAGGCCCCAAAGUUUGGGAUCACCUUUCCAAAAACCAAGAAAACCAAAGUGGACUUAAUUUCACCAGAGGGGAACAUAGAGCCACCCGAAGGUAAAUUUAGGCCACCGUCAGUAGAAUUUGGUUUUCCAUCUGGAAGAAAGGACGCAGACUUGCCUGAUAAGGAAGUGAAGGAAAAAGAAGGGUUGAGGUUCAAACCUCCUGAAGUUGAAUUUUCUUUAGGGCUGCCCACUGGAAAAGGAGAAGCAAGCUUACCUCACUCUAAAAUGGAAGGCAAGGGCAAAGGAGAGAUCAAAGGACCUAAAGUGGACAUCAAGGGAGACAAAUUUCACAUGCCGAGUGUUGAUAUUACACUUCCAAAAGGAAAAACUUCAGAGACAGAAUUUGAUGUUGAAGGCCGUGGUGGCAAAGGGGGUACAUUUCAGAUGCCCACGUUUGAUAUUUCUCUUCCCAAAAUCACGGCACCAGAUGCAGACAUUGGCUUUGAGGGGCCUGACAUCAAAGGUGGCAAGAUGCACAUGCCCAAAAUUGAUAUUUCACUUCCAAAAGGAAAACCGCCAGGAGCCGAAAUUGAUGUUGAAGGACAUGGGGGCAAAGGAGGCAAAAUUCAAAUGCCCACACUUGAUAUUUCUCUUCCCAAAAUCAAAGCACCAGAUGCAGACAUUGGCUUUGAGGGCCCUGACAUCAAAGGUGGCAAAAUGCACAUGCCCAAAAUUGAUAUUUCACUUCCAAAAGGAAAAAUGCCAGGAGCCGAAAUUGAUGUUGAAGGACAUGGGGGCAAAGGAGGCAAAAUUCAAAUGCCCACACUUGAUAUUUCCCUUCCCAAAAUCAAGGCACCAGAUGCAGACAUUGGCUUUGAGGGCCCUGACAUAAAAGGUGGCAAGAUGCACAUGCCCAAAAUUGAUAUUUCACUUCCAAAAGUAAAAAUGCCAGAAGGUGAAGUUGAUGUUGAAGGACUUGAGGGCAAAGGAGGCAAAUUUCAAAUGCCCACAUUUGAUGUUUCUCUUCCCAAAAUCAAAGCACCAGAUGCAGACAUUGGCUUUGAGGGCCCUGACAUCAAAGGUGGCAAAAUGCACAUGCCCAAAAUUGAUAUUUCACUUCCAAAAGGAAAAAUGCCAGGAGGUGAAGUUGAUGUUGAAGGACUUGGGGGCAAAGAAGGCAAAUUUCAAAUGCCCACAUUUGAUAUUUCCCUUCCAAAAAUCAAGGCACCAGAUGUAGACAUUGACAUGAAAGGGCCUGACAUCAAAGGUGGCAAGAUGCACAUGCCCAAAAUUGACCUUUCACUUCCAAAAGGAAAAAUGCCAGGAGCCGAAAUUGAUGUUGAAGGACAUGGGGGCAAAGGAGGCAAAUUUCAAAUGCCCACAAUUGAUAUUUCUCUUCCAAAAAUCAAGGCACCAGAUGCAGACAUUGGUUUUGAGGGCCCUGACAUCAAAGGUGGCAAGAUGCACAUGCCCAAAAUUGACCUUUCACUUCCAAAAGGAAAAAUGCCAGGAGCUGAAAUUGAUGUUGAAGGACAUGGGGGCAAAGGAGGCAAAUUUCAAAUGCCCACAAUUGAUAUUUCUCUUCCAAAAAUCAAGGCACCAGAUGCAGACAUUGGUUUUGAGGGCCCUGACAUCAAAGGUGGCAAGAUGCACAUGCCCAAAAUUGACCUUUCACUUCCAAAAGGAAAAAUGCCAGAAGGUGAAGUUGAUGUUGAAGGACUUGGGGGCAAAGGAGGCAAAUUUCAAAUGCCCACAUUUGAUAUUUCCCUUCCGAAAAUCAAGUCACCAGAUGUAGACCUUGAUGUCCAAGCACCUGACAUCAAAGGUGGUAAGAUCCACAUGCCCAAAAUUGACCUUUCGCUUCCAAAAGCAAAAAUGCCAGAAGGUGAAGUUGAUAUUGAAGGUCAUGGUGGUAAAGGGGGUAAAUUUCAAAUGCCCACAUUUGAUAUUUCCCUUCCCAAAAUGAAGGCACCAGAUGUAGACAUUGACAUGAAAGGACCUGACAUCAAAGGUGGCAAGAUGCACAUGCCCAAAGUUGAUAUUUCACUCCCAAAAGGAAAAACACCAGAAGCCGAAAUUGAUGUUGAAGGACUUGGGGGCAAAGGAGGCAAAUUUCAGAUGCCCACAUUUGAUAUUUCCCUUCCCAAAAUCAAGGCACCAGAUGUAGACAUUGACAUGAAAAGACCUGACAUCAAAGGUGGCAAGAUGCACAUGCCCAAAAUUGACCUUUCACUUCCAAAAGGAAAAAUGCCAGAAGGUGAAGUUGAUGUUGAAGGUCAUGGUGGUAAAGGGGGUAAAUUUCAAAUGCCCACAUUUGAUGUUUCCCUUCCCAAAAUCAAGGCACCAGACGUAGACAUUGACAUGAAAGGACCUGACAUCAAAGGUGGCAAGAUGCACAUGCCCAAAGUUGAUAUUUCACUUCCAAAAGGAAAAAUGCCAGAAGGUGAAGUUGAUAUUGAAGGCCAUGGCGGUAAAGGGGGUACAUUUCAAAUGCCCACAUUUGAUAUUUCCCUUCCCAAAAUCAAGGCACCAGAUGUAGACAUUGGCAUGAAAGGACCUGACAUCAAAGGUGGCAAGAUGCACAUGCCCGAAAUUGAUAUUUCACUUCCAAAAGGAAAAACGCCAGGAGCCAAAAUUGAUGUUGAAGGACAUGGGGGCAAAGGAGGCAAAUUUCAAAUGCCCACAUUUGAUAUUUCCCUUCCCAAAAUCAAGGCACCAGAUGUAGACAUUGGCAUGAAAGGACCUGACUUCAAAGGUGGCAAGAUGCACAUGCCCGAAGUUGAUAUUUCACUUCCAAAAGGAAAAACACCAGAAGCCGAAAUUGAUGUUGAAGGACUUGGGGGCAAAGGAGGCAAAUUUCAGAUGCCCACAUUUGAUAUUUCUCUUCCCAAAAUCAAGGCACCAGAUGCAGACAUUGACAUGAAAGGACCUGACAUCAAAGGUGGCAAGAUGCACAUGCCCAAAAUUGACCUUUCACUUCCAAAAGGAAAAAUGCCAGAAGGUGAAGUUGAUGUUGAAGGUCAUGGUGGUAAAGGAGGUAAAUUUCAAAUGCCCACAUUUGAUAUUUCCCUUCCCAAAAUGAAGGCACCAGAUGUAGACAUUGACAUGAAAGGACCUGACAUCAAAGGUGGCAAGAUGCACAUGCCCAAAGUUGAUAUUUCACUUCCAAAAGGAAAAAUGCCAGAAGGUGAAGUUGAUAUUGAAGGCCAUGGCGGUAAAGGGGGUACAUUUCAAAUGCCCACAUUUGAUAUCUCCCUUCCCAAAAUGAAGGCACCAGAUGUAGACAUUGACAUGAAAGGACCUGACAUCAAAGGUGGCAAGAUGCACAUGCCCGAAGUUGAUAUUUCACUUCCAAAAGGAAAAACGCCAGGAGCCAAAAUUGAUGUUGAAGGACAUGGGGGCAAAGGAGGCAAAUUUCAAAUGCCCACAUUUGAUAUUUCCCUUCCCAAAUUCAAGGCACCAGAUGUAGACAUUGGCAUGAAAGGACCUGACAUCAAAGGUGGCAAGAUGCACAUGCCCGAAGUUGAUAUUUCACUUCCAAAAGGAAAAACACCAGAAGCCGAAAUUGAUGUUGAAGGACUUGGGGGCAAAGGAGGCAAAUUUCAGAUGCCCACAUUUGAUAUUUCCCUUCCCAAAAUCAAGGCACCAGAUGUAGACAUUGACAUGAAAAGACCUGACAUCAAAGGUGGCAAGAUGCACAUGCCCAAAAUUGACCUUUCACUUCCAAAAGGAAAAAUGCCAGAAGGUGAAGUUGAUGUUGAAGGUCAUGGUGGUAAAGGGGGUAAAUUUCAAAUGCCCACAUUUGAUGUUUCCCUUCCCAAAAUCAAGGCACCAGAUGUAGACAUUGACAUGAAAGGACCUGACAUCAAAGGUGGCAAGAUGCACAUGCCCAAAGUUGAUAUUUCACUUCCAAAAGGAAAAACGCCAGGAGCCGAAAUUGAUGUUGAAGGACAUGUGGGCAAAGGAGGCAAAUUUCAAAUGCCCACAUUUGAUAUUUCCCUUCCCAAAAUCAAGGCACCAGAUGUAGACAUUGGCAUGAAAGGACCUGACUUCAAAGGUGGCAAGAUGCACAUGCCCGAAGUUGAUAUUUCACUUCCAAAAGGAAAAAUGCCAGAAGGUGAAGUUGAUUUUGAAGGCCAUGGUGGUAAAGGGGGUAAAUUUCAAAUGCCCACAUUUGAUAUCUCCCUUCCCAAAAUCAAGGCACCAGAUGUAGACAUUGACAUGAAAGGACCUGACAUCAAAGGUGGCAAGAUGCACAUGCCCAAAGUUGAUAUUUCACUUCCAAAAGGAAAAAUGCCAGAAGGUGAAGUUGAUUUUGAAGGCCAUGGUGGUAAAGGGGGUAAAUUUCAAAUGCCCACAUUUGAUGUUUCUCUUCCCAAAAUCAAGGCACCAGAUGUAGACAUUGACAUGAAAGGACCUGACAUCAAAGGUGGCAAGAUGCACAUGCCCAAAAUUGACCUUUCACUUCCAAAAGGAAAAAUGCCAGAAGGUGAAGUUGAUGUUGAAGGUCAUGGUGGUAAAGGGGGUAAAUUUCAAAUGCCCACAUUUGAUAUUUCUCUUCCCAAAAUCAAGUCACCAGAUUUAGACAUUGACUUGGAGCGACCUGACAUCAAAGGCGUCAAGAUUCACAUGGGGGAUAAGGACACAACUGAUGCAAGACUUAGCGUUCCAUCUGUUAAGAUGCCGACGAUUGAUAUUGAUAUGCCAAAGUUCAACCUUGAUUUAAGCCUGCCAAAAGGCAAACAAGAUGCAAGCCUGGACAAGGGAUUGAGUGCCUCCCAACCAUUGGGUCAUUUUGACAUUCCUGACAUUGAUCUAAAAAUGCCUCAUAUCUCCAUGCCAGACUUUGGAUUUAAAGGCAAAGACACGCAGGUGGAAGAUGACCUCAAGCUCAAAGGAGAUUUGAAAUUUCCAAAAGGCCCAAGUCUUGAAAUUAACAUGCCAAAACUUCCCAAAUUUGGAAAUGAAAAUGAAAUUAGGCUCAGAUCUCCAGAACUUGACAUUGAAAGUCCAGACUUGGAUUUAAAGGAUUCUCACAAAGGGAAGAUCACAUUACAAGGACCUAAUGUAGACAUUGAUGGUGCUGGUAGAAAUUUCAAGAUACCCACUGUGAAACUUCCAACAGUAGACAUAACUGCCCCUAAAGUUAACCUGGAUUUUGGAUUAUCUAAAUCUAAAGGUGAUGACAGGGAAGAGAUAGAAUUGCUAAAAGCUGAAGGCAGCAGGCCCUCUUCUGGAGCAAGUUUUGAAGUUCCAGAUGUCUCCCUAAAAAUGCCAAAGUUUUCUCUUCCCAAAUUUGGAGGCAAAUUGAAGAAAGGAGAUUUAGACAUAGAAGGUCAAGGUCCCAGAGCAGACAUUAGAAUUAGCCCUCCGCGGCUAGAAAGUGAAGUCAGAGAACCAUCAGCUGAAAUAGGGUCUGACGGAAAGGUAAAAGGUAGAGUUAAGAUGCCUAAAAUGAAAAUUCCAGGUUUUGGGAUAUUGAAGAAAGAGGGAGAAGCCACAAUUAGUGUACCAGAAGCUAAGCUCAAUGAAAAGGUGAAAAUUAAAAAGCCAGAGAUAGAUUUUGAAUUACCAGAGGAUAAAACAAAAUACAAAUUUAAAAGUAGCCUUCAAGCUCCAGAUGUCACGAUCAAAAUGCCGAAGUUCUCUAUGCCUAAAUCUGGAAAUAAGGAAGGUGGCCUUGAUAUAUGUGCACCUGAUGCAGAAUUGGACACCAAAGGGAAGGUAAAAAUGCCAUCUGUUGAGAUUUCCCUGCCAACAACAAAGCUACCCGAGGGUGAGGUUUUACUCCCGAAAGCUGAAGUAGAUGUGUCUGAAGCUGAUAUUAAAGGUUAUGAAGGUCAUCUGAAAAUCCCCAAAAUGCCCACUAUUGACAUAUCAGUCCCAAAAAUUGACCUUGAUGUAGCCCUUCCCAAAACACAUGGCACUGAAGCUGAAAGAGGAUUUAAUGAACCUGACUUCAAGCUGAAGAUGCCCAAAGUCACUUUACCUACAGUCAGCAUCUCUGGAUCCAAAGAAAAUAAUUUUGAAAAGGAUAUCAAAAUAAAAGGUCCAAAAAUAGAUGUCUCAAAACCAAAGGUUUCAACUGAUGUGCUAAAUGUAAAUAUUGAGGGCAAUGAAAGUAAACUCAAGAUGCCUAAAAUUAAACUGCCAACAAUAGACAUAUCAGUUCCAAAAGGACAAGCUGGAGAUAUUAAUGUUCCAGAUGUUGAUGCUGAGAGUGAUGGGGGUAAAUUUAAGAUGCCAAAAAUUAAAAUGCCAGUGGUGGACAUAUCAGUUCCCAAAAGACAAUCUGGAGAUAUUGAUGUUCCAGGCAUUGACAUUGAGGGAGAUGAUGGUAAAUUUAAGAUGCCAAAAAUGAAAAUACCAGAGGUAGAUAUAUCAGUUCCAAAAAGACUAUCUGGAGAUAUUGAUGCUCCAAGCAUGGAUGCUGAGGCAGAUGGCGGCAAAUUUAAGAUGCCAAAAAUUAAAAUGCCAGAUGUAGAUAUAUCAGUCCCAAAAAGACACUCUGGAAAUAUUGAUUUUCCAAGCAUUGAAGGUGGUGGAGAUGGUGGCAAAUUUAAGAUGCCAAAAAUUAAAAUGCCAGAGGUAGAUAUAUCAGUUCCAAAAAGACAAUCUGGACAUAUUAAUGUUCCAGACAUGGAAGUUGAGGGAGAUGGAGGCAAAUUUACAAUGCCUACAUUUAAAACGCCAAAGGUAGAUAUAUCCGUUCCAAAAGGAAAGCUUCUUGAUGCUGAUGGAUCGGGUGAACUUCAGAUUGACUUAGCAAAAGGGAAGGCAGAACAUCAAGGCAUAAAAAUGCCAUUGAUAGACAUAAAGGGUCCAAAAGGCAAUCUAGAGUUAGACAUAAACUUACCAAAAGCUGAUGGAGGAAAACAAAGGAAAAAGAUUGAACUGCCUGAUUUAGACAUGGACACAUCUACCAGCCAUGGUAAAAUAAAAGGUCCAAAGAUUAAAGGUACGAAGUUUAAAAUUGGAAUGCCAAAGAUGAAGGCUGCUGAGAGUCCUGGAGAAGAUUUUGAUAAGGAAGGCAGGGAAGCUAAAUUCCAAAUGCCACAAAUUAAUCUUCCAGAUGUGGGUUUUUCUACACCUAAAGCUGAAAUACAUGGUCCAGAAAUAAGCGGGAAAUUGCCCAAAUUCAAAGUACCUGAUUUGGAGAUCUCAGGUCCUAAGAUAAAAGGAGAGACUGACAUGAAAGGUACAGAUAUUGACCUGGGCCCUCUAGAGGAUAAAGAACGGAUUAGGCUUCAAAUGCCCAAAAUCUCCUUGCCAACUGUGGGGUUCAAAGAUAAAUCUGGCUCAACUGAAUUGAUAGCCCCUAAUUCUGAUUCAGAGGAUGGGAUUUCAUUUCCAAAACUUGAAAUUAUGACCCCAAAGAUUUUAGACUUUGACAUCAGGCCCUCACAAGUUGAAGAUGAAGAUACAGAUGGUGAUGCAGACAAGAAAAAUAAAAUUAAAAUACCAAAGUUUGGGGUUGCUCUGCCUACCAUCACAGGACCUGAGGCAACAGCAAAUAUCAAAGUGCCAGAUACAAAAGUAAAAGGACCUGUUGUUAAAAUGAAAGUACCUGAAAAUGAAAAUGAAUAUGAAGGUCCUAAAAUGCCAAAAGUGAAGAAAGCAGUAUUUGUUUUGGUAAACCCAAACACAGAUGAGUCUGAUAUAUCUGUAAGCUUUCCAGAAGAAAUGAGAGUGCCAAAGAUCAAAAUGAAGCCAAGUUUUGAAAAAUCACGCUCAAAGGACAAAGCCAUGAAUGGAGAGGAAGAUGAGGAUGGGAAGUCAAAGGGAGGCAAAAUAAAAAUGCCAAAAGUAACCUUCUCUUCAGGAAAGACUGGCUCUUUUGAUGUGGCUGCUGGACCCAGUGUCAAUGGUGAGAAAGAUGUUGCAUUCCAGAAUGGAUCCAAGGAAGACAAAACCAAAUUUGGGAAGCUCAAGCUCCCCAAGAUUGAGUUCACCUCCCCGUACUCCAGAAACAGCGGGGCAGAAGACGACACUGAGAUGAACAUGAAGCUAGUCAAAAAGGAUGAUUCCUUGGGAACUGAUGAGGAACAAAAUGGAAGCAAGAACAAAUCAUCCACAAUUGCUUUACCCGGGUUCAAGAAAAAGGCAGGGAAAAAUGAGGAGGAGGAACCAGAUCAAGUGGUGUCCUCCAAAGCCAGGAUGGAGAUGCUCCGAGACCGAGAAGGUUCAGAGUCACCUGUUCCCAAGAUCUCCAUUGGCUUUGUCUCUGGGAGACUAAAAGGGCAGGCGAAGGCUGAGCGCGCUGACGCGGAUGGAACGAGUGGAAGCAGGAGGGAGACUGAUAGCAAAAAGUCACCGCAGUUUAAGGUCCCCAAGUUCAGCUUGAGCCCUCUGUCCACAGGAAUCCUGCACAUCACUCCAGAAAGCUCACCCCAGGGGAGCAAAUCCUCCCUCCAGUGCCCUGGGGAAGAUGAAGCCUCCACAGGAAUCAGGAUACAGUUGCCCAGUGUGGGGUUCUCCUCCCCCCACACCUCUGAGGAACAGGCUGCCCCCACAUCUAAGAAAGGCACUGUGGCGGUGCUAACAAAAUCGUCCAAACACACAAAAAAGGAACCUGGGACUAGCCAAGCUGAAAGUUCACCUUCACGUUGGCAUUUCUGAAAAGAGAAUAUGAAGAAAUGAGCAAUAACAUGCUCUCAUUUUCUGAAAAAAAAUAAUAAGCGACCACUUUAUUUUGUUCUUUUUCCUCAUGUUUUUUCUAUUUUAAUUUGUAUUGUUUUGCUGCCGUUUGCUCGCUCUUGCCAAUGUCAAUCUUACAAAAAAAAAACUGUACGGAGCCUGUGGCACACUAACACACUCAUGCAUACAUAUAUGUAUGCACACACACAAACAUACACACACACACACACUAACACACUCAUGCAUACAUAUAUGUAUGCACACACACACACACACACACACACACACUAACACACUCAUGCAUACAUAUAUGUAUGCACACACACACACUAACACACUCAUGCAUACAUAUAUGUAUGCACACACACACACUAACACACUCAUGCAUACAUAUGUGUAUGCACACACACACACUAACACACUCAUGUAUACAUAUAUGUAUGCACACACACACACUAACACGCUCAUGCAUACAUAUAUGUAUGCACACACACACACUAACACGCUCAUGCAUACAUAUAUGUAUGCACACACACACACACUAACACGCUCAUGCAUACAUAUAUGUAUGCACACACACACACACUAACACGCUCAUGCAUACAUAUAUGUAUGCACACAUACACACACUCAUGCAUACAUGUAUGCACACACAAACACACACACACACGCUCAUGCAUACAUACACGUGUGUACACACACAUAUACUUUUAUACAGACAUGUAUGCACACACACGUAUACGUGCACGCAUGUACACACAUACACACACACCUAUUAUGACCGCUACUGAUCUUUACUAUAUGUGCUUCUUUGGAAACAUGAAUUUGAUGAUGAUUUAUACAUUAAAUUGUAAAUAUAAAUAAGCAGAAUAAACUCCAAACUCAAAUGCAGUGAUUAAGUGAUGAGUAGAUGAGUUUUGAAGGAGUGUUAUGUUGUGGCAUUAACCAAUAGUGGUGUGUGCUUUAAUUUAAUAUACUAGGAAAAUCCAUAGAGACCUAUAAACAGUGUGUCUUCAUGGUCAUUGCUCUGAAAAUAGACAAUGAUGUGAGCUUUAUCAUGUAAUUUUGAUAAGAUUUUGAUUUAUUUGAUGUCUCUUAAAUUCUGUUCUAUUUUAGUAGUCCUUUUAAGGUUCCAUGUGAUUAUAUCAUGAGGUGAGCCACAACUUCAGUUUUCAUGCAGUUUCGAGGCUUUGUACUGUGAUACCCCUGGUGUGAUUUGUUUUGGAAUUAACAUCAAUCUAUAAGCCAUCAUGGACACAGUGAGUCUUGGAACAUAUUUGUUAUUGUAAAAAUGCAACUGGUCUUUUCUCUAUGGUAAAGUGUGGUUUAAAAAUGUUUGCUUAAAUACAGUAUUGUGCCUUCUUAAUGUCUCAUAUAAAAGGCUAAUUUGCCAAAUAUGAAAGAUUUCUUGAGUCUUGUAGGACAUGUUUGGGGCUGCAGGAUGAACUUAAAAAGAAAGUUUGCACACUUUGUUUACUCAAAUGCAGUUUGUAUCACGCCGCAAGCUGCCUUCUUUUCCUUUUUCACUUGGAGACUGCAGGAUAAUCAGUAUAUUUACUGAGUGGAACCGUGCAAGAGAAAGCUCUGUAAUCCUGUUUCAUCUUCCAGUCAGCAAACGCUCUUAACCUUGUUGAACACUUACACUGAAACUGAACAUCAGCGUUGACUUAGUAAAUAGUAUGAUCAACUGUGGGAAUGGAUUUCAUGCAGUUCAGUAACACAGUUUAACAGUAUGUGUAUGUAUAGAGAGAUUAUUACAAGUGCUUUCAUGCUCAGUAGCAUGUUUCUGAAAGCGUUUUUGUGUACUGGCUUUUCAUGGAAGGCACUUUUUGAAGCAAUAUGUAAUUUAAGUGGCAUUUUGAAAUAACAUUUAAAAAAGAAUACAAAGUAUUAAAACUUAAUAUUCUUAA